Messenger RNA from Polyodon spathula (Mississippi paddlefish), 4684 nucleotides. Its product is annotated as cap-specific mRNA (nucleoside-2'-O-)-methyltransferase 1-like. Gene Ontology annotation, molecular function: protein binding; methyltransferase cap1 activity; nucleic acid binding. The record is from RefSeq and is a predicted model, not a curated record. Bases 533 to 3046 code for a protein of 837 amino acids. Gene Ontology annotation, cellular component: nucleus; cytoplasm. NCBI's taxonomy places the organism in Eukaryota, Metazoa, Chordata, Actinopteri, Acipenseriformes, Polyodontidae. Gene Ontology annotation, biological process: 7-methylguanosine mRNA capping. The transcript is spliced from 24 exons.
ACAGUUAGGCAGACGUCACUGAUGAGAGUCGGCGAGCCACGAAGGACCCAUGCGACUGAAGCGCUGGAAAUCCUAAAAGAGAGUGAACUGGGAAAGUAUUGGGAGAGGUUAUAUUCCUGGGAUCGUAAAGUUUCGUAUUAAAUAUUUAGGAUACUCCACUCCGUAACCCGGAUAACAUGUUAAACACCAAGAACCCACUGGGCGAAAAAGCGAGCGAGUGAUGGGGAGAGGAACACCUGUGAUGUGGUUAUCAGUCGCCGAGCACUGAGAGAUUGUGUACCAACAUAUCUCUGUAAUUUGUGCGAAUCGAAAGUGCAACUGUACUUGUGUAUCAGUUAGGUCUGCGGGUUUGAGUUCACUCCUCUGCGUCCGUUUUAUUUAGUCUACUGUUCCUGGUACCAAACCCAGGCGAAGCAGAUCUGCCACAGACGAGACGAGUACCUGAAAGCGGGAUGAUAAUAGAUAACCUGACUAUAGGGCAUAGGAUUUAAUUUCCCGUACACAGGCAGUGUCUGUGUUGGCAUUAAGAACAAUGAAGAGGAGAGCGGAUUUUGUGGAGCCGCAGAAGAAACAGCUGAAACAUUUUGAGGAUCUGGGCCUGAACCUGAGUUCUACGUCCGACGAUGAGCCACAGUACACUAACUACGUCAGUCAAGACCCCUCAAGCAGCAGUAGUGACUCUGGCAGUGACUCGGAGGAGCACCGACCUGUCUUUGGCGACCCUCUACAAUCCCAGCAUGCAUCUCAACCAGAGUCCACGCUGGAGGGCUCCUCUAAUCGAUACGCUAUGUUCAACAGCGUCUCGCAGAAACUCAUGGCUAAGAUGGGUUUCAGGGAAGGAGAAGGUCUUGGUAAGUUUGGCCAGGGCCGGAAAGAGAUAGUGGAGGCGUCAACGCAGCGUGGCAGGCGUGGUCUGGGGCUCAUGCUCAAGGGAUUCCAAGGAGAGCUCAAUGUGGACUGGGAAGAUGAGCCGCAGCCUAGUGCAGUGGAGCAAGUGAACUGGUUCCCAGAGUGCUCUACGGAGGUCGCAGAUGCUCAGGAGCUAAGGGAGUGGAUGACUGUAGGGAAGAGAAAGUUGAAGAUUGAGGAUGAAAUAGAGUUUUGCAGUGAAGAUCUUUUACACACUCUUCUGCGUUGCAAGAGCGUGUUUGAUGAGUUGGACGGGGAGGAGAUGCGUCGUGCUCGAACCCGAUCCAACCCUUAUGAGACCAUACGCGGAGCCUUCUUCCUCAACAGAGCUGCAAUGAAGAUGGCCAACAUUGACCAUGUGUUUGAUAACAUGUUCACCAACCCUAAAGACUUGCAAGGGAGACCCCAGGCGAGGGAGCGUGAUGCAGAGUUGCUGUAUUUCGCGGAUGUGUGUGCCGGCCCUGGAGGAUUCUCUGAAUACAUCCUGUGGAGACGCCGCUGGCACGCUAAGGGCUUCGGCAUGACGUUGAAGGGGCCCAACGACUUCAAGCUGGAGGACUUCUUUGCAGCACCCAGUGAGCUCUUUGAGCCCUACUAUGGUGAGGGGGGUGUUGAUGGUGAUGGUGACAUCACACGCCCAGAGAACAUCAGCGCAUUCCGGAACUUCGUUCUGGAGAACACCGAGGGCAAGGGGGUGCACUUCCUGAUGGCUGAUGGGGGGUUCUCUGUGGAAGGACAGGAGAAUAUUCAGGAGAUCCUUAGCAAACAGCUGCUUCUGUGCCAGUUCCUGACAGGGCUGUCUGUCAUCAGGACAGGUGGCCAUUUCCUCUGCAAGACAUUUGACCUGUUCACCCCGUUCAGUGUGGGCCUGAUAUACCUGCUACACUGCUGCUUCGAGCGGAUAUCCCUGUUCAAACCUGUUACCAGCCGCCCCGCCAACUCCGAGAGGUAUGUGGUGUGCCGUGGUUUGAAGCCUGGGAUAGACGCGGUGAGGGAGUAUCUCUUUGCAGUGAACCUAAAGCUGAACCAUCUCAAGAACACUGAGAAGGACGUGAACCUGGUCGUGCCGCUUGACAUCCUGAAGGGGGACACUGAAUUUUACGAGUACAUGAUUCACUCCAACGAGAGCCAUUGUGCUGUCCAGAUAAAAGCUCUUGCAAAAAUCCGCGCCUUUGUUCUGGACACAACGCUGUCAGAGACGAAGCAGGCAGACAUUCGCAAGGAGUGCCUCAAACUCUGGGGGAUCCCGGACCAGGCCAGAGUGACGCACUGCUCAACAGACCCCAAGUCCAAGUUCUUUGAGCUGAUGAAGGGCUCUGAUAUCGAGUCGUUCAACUACAAGCCCACUCCUCUGAACUCCAAGACCAUUGAGAAGAUUCAUCACGUCCUGGAUUACCGCUGCAUUGUGGGAGGAGCAGAGCAGAUGUUUCUGCUGGGGCUGGGGAAAUCUCAGAUCUACACGUGGGAUGGGAAGCCACCAGUGCGAUGGAAGAAGCUAGAGAACUUAAAGACAGAGCUGCCGAGAGAGACACUGCUGUCUGUAGAGAUUGUGCAAGAACUGAAGGGAGAGGGCAAAGCUCAGCGAAGGAUCAACUCUGUGCACGUCCUGGAUGCUCUUGUUCUCAAUGGCACAGAUAUCCGGGAUCAACAUUUUAACCAACGAAUUCAGAUGGCCGAGAAGUUUGUGAAAGCCGUUUCCAAACCCAGCCGCCCUGACAUGAACCCCAUCCGAGUGAAGGAGGUGUACAGACUGGAGGAGAUGGAGAAGAUCUUUGUGAGGCUAGAGAUGAAGCUGACGAAGAGCUCAGGAGGAUUUCCACGGCUGUCCUACACGGGGCGGGAUGACAGACACUUUCUGCCCACUGGCCUCUACAUCAUCAAGACUGUCAAUGACCCCUGGACGAUGGCCUAUAGUAAAAACUCCAAAAGGAAGUUCUUCUAUAACAAGCUGAGCAAAGAGUCGACUUAUGACCUGCCGACCAAUGCUGUGGCCCCCUUCCAUGUUUGCCACCUUGAGCGCCUUUUCUGGGCAUGGGUGGAGGGGGUCAAAGUUCAUGACUCUCAGACCCGGGUUGACGCUGAUAAGCUGUCCAAGAAAGAUGUUCUUGCUUUCAUCCGGGCUCACCACCAUACCUGACCAACGUGCAACCCUGCGUCCUGGCUACUACACACCCUGGACCCCAACUGCAGCCCUCUCUCUGCCCCAUCACCCUCCAGAACCAUGGAGAAUGAUUCCCACAGAACCACAACCCUCAGCCAGCCUCCAUUCCCAGCUCGUCUAAUCCACAUAUAUCUACAGUCACAAGUUACCACAUGAUUGGAGCCCUCUACAGUGUCUAUGAACAACUGACUAUACGCUUGUUUUAACAUGCUUAUAACAAGUGAAUAAAUAGGUUUUCUGUAAAAGUGGCAGAAAAAUAACAAUGUAGUUCAAGAGGGCUCAUUGUAUCUGGACCCUUUAAACUGGGAUAGCGCUCCUGUAUAUUACACCUUCUCUCCCAUUGCAGGAACUGUUUCAUGUGCUUUUUAGUUUCUGUACAGCUUUGAUUUAUUGCUGCCUCAGUCAGGCUGCACCACAGUUACAGUACAGUACAGGGUGGCUCAGCAUGAGAUGUUUACCCUCUUAACACCUUCAGCUCCAGAAUAUCUGUUUUCUGACCACUCCCGUAUGUCCUUUGGCAUCAGGAAUCUGGAUAGUGCGUUCACAGCUUUGAUUGUUUCAGCUGUGUGCCGUGUUUACAGGAUGUCAUUGCUGUGCACAAGUGCAGUGGUGUACCUGGGAGCAGUGCGAAUGUGAAAGUGGUAUAAUUAUGUACUCUCCUGCCUAACUAUUUUUCAGUGAUGAACCCUGCACCGUGCUUAGCCGUGACAUCUGUGCCAGGAUCCCUGAACACAUGGCCCCCUCACUUAUCACUGAGGAUAAAGGCGCCAUAGGAAAUCCGCAGCUUCCCAACUGCCCAAGAAAGAUUCUUCAGGCAUCUGCACCCCAACUCUGUUGUCUGUAAACAAGGCCUCUCUUUCUCAUAACACUUUUUAAAUGAGGGCAUAUGAUUAUUGAUCAGUUUCCUUAUUUGAGAAGGAUUACAAGAACCAGCACUUAGUAUGCGGUCACAAUUUACAGACCACCUAAGGAGAACACAAAGACCAGCUGUGAUUAAAACCAGCAGAGCAGCUGUACUGGAAGCCAUGGGCAAACUCGCUCAAACAGUGAGGCUGGGCGGAAAACAGUUUAACUCUGCUACUUGUAAUCGAUUGAGAAAUCCACUGUAGAUCAUACAUUUUAGAACACUUGCCAUUUCUGCUUUUUUCUCUACCUGAUUUUAUUUUUUUUUUAAUCAUUUUAAGUAUAUUGUGUGCACUGUUCACUAUAACCUCACAGGUGUGAGAUGCAGGGGCAGUGCCAAAUUUGAACUGGAUCAGUCCUGCUCACUGCCUCUCCUCCACAGCACUGAAAUACCCCGGCUUCCUCUGUACCUCUUUCCUUUUGAGGGAGCUGCUUGCAAAGCGGCACUGCAGCUGAAGUUUAAGUUCAGAUCCUUUCUUGUCUUGUUUUGAUUUAGUUUGUGUCAUAGUGAAUGUUGAGUGAGUUCUUCCUUUCAUUGUCAGAUGACCUGACGAAAAAAAAGUUUGCGCUCAAAGGCUUUUGAUAAAUUUACACAUGUACACAAUACUUUGAUGAUGGGAGUUUUCUGUCAAUUUAAUUGAGCAUGUGUUCAACGUUAGAGAAUGGUAUUGAAGUUAUAUUUUCAAAAUAUACAGUGGCAUCAUAUUAAAU